AGGAGCAGCGGAGGCCUGUCCGUAUGCAGGCAUGAGCCGAGCCAGCAGCAGUUUUUGUUUUGUACUGUGAGCGCAACGUUUUUAUGGACGCAAAACAGAAUCAUGGAGCCUCCCUGUCAGGUCUCAUUCCAAAAGAAGAAGAAGGAAAUGCAAAAUAAAGAGGCUGAUGCCACAGUCUACAUGAAUUUCAUGAAAAAUCACUGCUGCUAUGAUGCCAUUCCAACCAGCUGCAAACUGGUCAUAUUUGAUACCACACUACAAGUCAAAAAGGCCUUUUUUGCACUGGUGGCCAAUGGCCUGAGGGCUGCACCUCUUUGGGACAACAAGUUACAGAGAUUUGUGGGUAUGCUGACAAUUACAGAUUUCAUCAAUAUCUUACAUCGCUAUUAUAAGUCACCCAUGGUUCAAAUCUAUGAGCUGGAGAGCCACAAGAUUGAGACAUGGAGAGGUGAUUCAUUUCAAAAUGUUUUUCUGCAGUAUACCAAUCACUUCCUCAUUAGCAUUUCUCCUGAGGCCAGCCUCUUUGAUGCCAUCUAUUCCCUGCUCAAGUACAAGAUCCACAGGUUGCCGGUGAUUGACCCCGAGUCUGGGAACGUCUUGCACAUUCUGACCCACAAGAGAAUCCUGAAGUUCCUCCAUAUUUUUGGAGGGAAAGUUCCCAAACCUCAGUUCAUUCAGAGGCCGAUUCAAGAGCUGGGCAUAGGAACCUUCAGCAACAUCGCCACGGUUCGUGAAACAGCUACCGUCUAUGACGCCCUCUCCAUUUUUGUAGAAAGGAGGGUGUCUGCGCUGCCAGUGGUGGACGAGCAAGGCAAAGUGGUGGCACUCUACUCAAGAUUUGAUGUGAUUAACCUCGCAGCCCAGAAGACGUACAACAACCUGGACAUGACUAUGCAGGAGGCCGUUCAGAGACGCACGUGUUUUGUCGAGGGUGUGAUUAAGUGCUAUCCCGACGAAACCCUGGAAACCAUCAUCGACCGGAUAGUCAAAGCUGAGGUCCAUCGGCUGGUCCUGGUGGACAGAGCUGACCUGGUGAAAGGCAUCAUCUCUCUGUCCGACCUGCUGCAGGCCUUGGUCUUAUCCCCAGCAGGUAUUGACGCCCUUUUGUCCUAGCACCAUGGGUGCUGCGGGUGCCCCUUCCUCCCCUUACCGCCUGUAGGCCUGAGCUCUAGCCCUGAACCCAGGCAGAAAUGACGAUUGAAUGACAGAAACGAAGAGGAAACUGGAGGAAAAAUGCCCUUGUGUUGGUGUUUACCUUGAUCAUAAGACAGGCGUUGUGGUCAUAAAAGGGAGUUUUGUGUAUUUGGGGGAUAGUGGAGUAAAAUUAAUGGACACAGUGAGCUUACUUCAGGUAACCUACACACUGUGGGUCUGCUUAGUCUUAUUUAUAUUGUAAUGAGUAUAAAGUCCCCAGCAUAGUGUCCAUAAAAGCUGCAUUUGAUCAA
Molecule: messenger RNA, 1445 nt
Organism: Myripristis murdjan (pinecone soldierfish)
Lineage: Eukaryota; Metazoa; Chordata; Actinopteri; Holocentriformes; Holocentridae
Gene: prkag3a
Product: protein kinase, AMP-activated, gamma 3a non-catalytic subunit
Exons: 13
Coding region: 103-1113 (336 amino acids)
Biological process (GO): protein phosphorylation; regulation of catalytic activity
Cellular component (GO): nucleus; cytoplasm; nucleotide-activated protein kinase complex
Molecular function (GO): AMP binding; protein kinase binding; protein kinase regulator activity
Source: RefSeq, a predicted model, not a curated record